Molecule: messenger RNA, 264 nt
Organism: Protopolystoma xenopodis
Lineage: Eukaryota; Metazoa; Platyhelminthes; Monogenea; Polystomatidea; Polystomatidae
Source: the annotation of a GenBank genome assembly
CUUGUAGAGCGUGACCUUUACGAUGUGGAGGAGUUGAUCGAGGCUUGCAAAUUGGGAUCGCGUCGUCUUCCACUAGACCCGAUUCUCUACGACACAGAUCAUCCUCUCGUGGGCCAGGCGAUGAAGUCGGUGUUUUUGGCGUUAAAGCAGAUCAAGAACAACCGAUCAAAGAUGCAACGGCGAACUGAGAAGUUGAAGACACGUAAUCAAGACAAAAAGAUCAGAAUUGAACCGCUUGGGCUCGAUGUCUCGUUGCCUGGAUAA